AUAGCAACAAACCGCCAUGUUUUUUACAAGUCGACGAGAAACGAAGCCACUUUACAGACAAUUAUGUAUCGCAUGACCUUGAUUUAAUAUGAAGCAUAGAUCACCCUCAGCAUUACUUACCGUCGGCACAAUGUCUGACUUUUUCGGCGACUUCUAGAGGUUGUUCAUAGCAGUUUGUAGAGCCUCGGGCCAUCGUAGGUAAGGCUUCAAUAAGAAGGCAUUUCAUUGGAUAACUCACUGACUGUUCAGGCAGUAUAAACACACGCCAUUAAACCUACUUUUAAAGCAGGGAAGGACCAGUGUUUUUAACAUGUUAGCACUUUAUUAGUCUCCCUAAGAGCCCUAUGCAUGACAAGUGUCCAUGAUCUUUUAGCUUGACUAAAAGUUGACUAUUGCUUUAUUCUCUCUGCACGAAGUACCAGCCCACAGUCACACUGUCCUAAUUUCUGUUUCUUUUAUUAGACAAAGUAUCUGUAUUUGCCUCUUAUAAGCUGAGAUAUAGCUGCCCACUGAGCUAUAAUAAACUUCAGAAACCCAGCGCUUUUAUUAAAGCACAGAGGAGUGACGCUGCAAAAUCAUGCGCUGCUGUUGAAACAUUGUAUCGUUUACAUAUUAGGGUGUUAAAAGCACAGUAUUAUGUUAUGCAAUAUACAUUUAAUGUUCUCUUUAUUUUCGGUAAACCUGCCUUUAGCUAAAAUUAAUGCAAACCGAUACAACCCUGCAAUAAAUUCUACCUUCAUGAAGGUUCACACAUGAACAACAAACUCAUCUCAUGCUAUUGGCCCUAGUUGGCCCUAAAACUUUGGAAAUCAUGGAGAAAGUGGAGGUGUUUGAGGUUGUGAAAGUGACUGAGGAGGUGGAGAGCUGCUACAACCAAAUGGAGGUGACUACCCCGAAAAAGAGGAAGAGCAAAGCUCAAGAAGACAGUGUUGAGAAACCUAAGAAGCCUAGGUCUGCCUACCUGCUAUACUACUUUGAUGUUCACCAGAUUAUGCAACAGGAAAUCCCUAAUCUGCCACAGUCGGAGAUCAACAAGCGUAUCAGUGAGAGCUGGAAAAGGCUCAGUGUAGCUGAGAAAGCCUACUAUCUGGAGAAGGCCAAGUCGGAGAAGGAGGGCAUAGACACAUCGUCUCUCAGCCCCUCCAAAGAUCUGCCAGGCUUCCGCAAAAUCCUCCCCAGAGCCAAUUACUUUCUCUUGGCUAAAGGCUGCUCUUCAAAUCACCAGCCAGGAGGCUCUCAGCCAGAGGUGAGCGUGGAGUCUCUGGACUCUCCAGUGGAGGGACACCUUCCUUCUGUCUCUCUCACCCAAGAGCCACAGUUCACACCUCUUGGGUUUGCCGGUGAGGCGGAACUUUCCGAGCAGCCCAUCAUUGUUGAUGACAUAGCAGAGGAAACGGCAGUGGCGUCUCAUCCCACGUCCCCUCGAGGAAUCCCACCUUCCUCUUCCUCCUCUGUGUCAUCCUCGGCCUCCACAGACGCCCAUGUCUCACAGGGCUCUGCUGACCUUACAGCAAAUGGGGUCACGCUGAAAGGAAAUGAGACAAGAGUUGCUGGUAGUGGUUAUGCUGGGGCGAUGGUGCAGCAGAUACAGGGGGAAACUACACAGGUGGUUGCCAUCAUACCCACCCAGAACCUGCUGGAGCCCAAGUCUUUGGCGGGUGUUCGCUCUGUGGGCCCAGUGAUGAUGGUCUCUGUAGGAGCCAGCAUAGAACAAAGUGCCAAACCUCCAUAUAAAAUGUCUGUGAAGACAUACACCAGGAGAGGGCGAGGGAGGUGUCUAAAUCCUGGAUGUUCAUUUGUGUAUGUCACCCGCCACAAGCCACCAACAUGCCCUGAAUGUGGGAGCCACUUGGGCGGAAAAUGGAUACCUGCUGCAAAGAAGACAAAAGAGAAAGAAGCUGCGUCUAAGCAAUUGCCACAGAAAGCUGAAACCAAGUCCAAUGAAAGCUGCCAACCCACUUCUCCCCCUGCUCAGGAGGGGAAUGCUGAUGUCAGUAAAACAAACACCACUGGGAAAAAAAAAGAAGCACGAGUUCAACGGUGUUCCAGAAAGCAGCAUGCAGUUCCAGCUGGAAACCCACCAGAGGGCAGCAGCACCAAGGAGCAGGAACAGACAAAACAAUUGAAAGACAGUCUUGAGGGCACGACUGUCCAAGGUCAAGACAGAAGCAAUGUCACUGUUCAAAAGAGGCCUGUGAGACCCAUCCUUCCUGCCUACUAUAGCACAGGCCGUACUGUGUUCCAGAUCAUAACUGUCCCACCUGACAAAGGAAAAUUUCAGAAUGCAAACAACAAUAAAUCAUUCACUGUGCCUCGAGAGAGUUUCUCAGGUCUCAAACCCAGCACUUUAAAGCAGCUUGGCCAGGCGGUGCAGACAACCACAGCCAAGCAGGAUUCUUCUGCCCCAGAUGGAAGUCAACCUGUGUCUUCACUGGCUGAUAGGAGAUUGAACAUCCUGUCAGUUGUGCCUUUCAAACAACACACCGUUUCCAGCUUUGAUUUGGGACUGUCUACAGCACGAGGAAGGGGUCGGUGUAAGAAUCCGGCCUGUGACUAUAUGUACAAGAACAGACACAAACCUGCAGUGUGCCCUAAAUGUGGCUGUGAGCUGACCCAGAAGUAUGCCAAGGGAACUAAGUCUGGGACUCUGCUCGAUCCGUACCAGGCCCUGAGUCCUGCUCAGAAGGACAUUCAGCGCCAAAAUACCCUGCUUUUACUGCACCGUUCCCUGCAGAUUCCUGAGAGCGAGAUUGAGCUCCAGGAAACGUUGACCCUCAUCCAGGAGCUCAACAGUCUCCAGAUCGUCUUGGUUCAACCAGGCAACCAGGAGCAUGAGGGCAAUGUAGAGACGGAGACGCUGGUCGAGUCUGGGUGGCCCCAGUUCUAUGAAUCAGCAGCUACUCACUGUGGCCUGUGUAACUACCCUCUCUUCAAAGGAAGUCAGAGUACUGUUGCAGGACAAGAGGACUGCUGGCUGCUUACUGAGACACUGAUCCAGACAGCUUCUCUCCAGCUCAAGGUGUGUCUCAACGUUCAGUGUCUGGCUCUGCACAGCUUCACUGACCUGCAUCCAGGUUUGUUCAACAUUGGGAACAGACUGCUGGUUAGUAUCGACCUUUUCCUGAAGAUCAGGGCUAGUAUCAAACUGGGCCAAACCCCCUCUCAGGCAGCCAGGACCAUACUAGACCACAUCCCCAAUCACCCUGUCCACGCUCUGAGUCCAGAGGAGUUAUCUCAAAUUCAAGAGCUUCUCCUGAGUGGCUACUGGGCCUUUGAGUGUCUGACAGUGCGCGAUUACAACGAUAUGAUCUGCGGCAUUUGCGGUGUUGCUCCCAAACUGGAGAUUGCAGAGCGAUACACAAGCAACGUACUGGAGCUAAAGAAUGUGGAGUUUACCUGGCCUGAGUUUUCAGUCUCAGAUGAGGUACACGUUGAUGACUUCUGGCUGACCAUGGAAAGUGAGGCUAUCGAGCAAGCGACUUUCCCCACUGACAUCCCUAUCACACGGGUGGAUGCUUCUAUUAUCGCUCCCUUCAUUCCCCCACUGAUGAGGAGUCCCACUGUUAUCAACACAGAGAAAGACAAGGUCAUGUCACACACACAGCAGCCCUCAGGAGAUCCAUCAGUUUUGGUGCGUCUCAUUCAUGAUGGUCAGCUGAGGCUUGACAAGAUUGAAGACCACAGUGAGGACGAGCUAAGAACAAUACUGGACCAUUGCGGGGCGAGCAUCACCCCAGGCUCCACUAAGAAUGAGCUGCUGGCCUCCCUGAUCUCCUUGUACACACUUGUUCAUAGUGGCCUCUCCACGGCUCCACAGCCCCCUCCACACCUCACCGCUGGCAAGCUGUCCAAGUUCUGCCCCCACAAGGUGGUGUGUGGCUCUAAGUACUUGGUGAGAGGAGAGACGGCUCGAGACCACGUAGACCUGCUGCUGUCCUCUCGCUACUGGCCCCCUGUUUAUGUUAGUGACUGUGCCCGUCAGGUGGCGCUCUGUGCUGACAUGCAGUACCCAGAACUGGCAACCCAGAUGUGGGGCAGGAACCAAGGCUGCUUCUCUGACCCUUUUGAAAAGCCACAGUUUGUGUCAUGUGCUGAGCUACAAGACCAGCCGUACAGCGCUGACCUGUCGUUGGUAGCAGAGAACCAGCAGGUCCACCCCAUCACCAAAUCAUCUUGUUGCUGGCUGGUUCAUCCUCAUGGAGCAGCCCAGGAGCCUCCUGCUCUUCCUUCAGAGCAUCACUCAAUGGUCCUCUGCAGAGAUCUGGAGCCCUACGUCAGCCUAAUGGCUGAGCUGGAGAAAGAGAAGAAAGAGGAGGAUGACGAGGGGGCAGAACAAACAGAACAGUCGAACAAAGCUGAGAGUGACUCCACGGAGAAACCGGAGGACUGUUCCUCGGUGAGCCGUGUGCGGCGGCAACCUGUGGCUUUCAACAACACAGCUUAUUACUACCUUUACAACCGUCUGGUAGAUUUCCUCACCAGCAGGGACAUUGUGAGCCAGCAGAUCAACCAAGUGGUGAAGGCCUGCCAACCUGGGGAGGUAGUGAUCAGGGAUGCUCUGUACCGACUGGGAGUGGCACAGAUCAACACAGAGAAAGAGGAAGAUGAAGGAAGUGGGAUGGAGGGACAGACACAAGAGGGAGGGACAGAGACGUAUGAGGUUGUGCUUCCUGAAUAAAAAUGCUCAGGAUGGACAAUCAACAGGCAGGCAGAGGGAUGGACUGAAUGUAAAGAUGGCUGCAUGCAAAAACAGGAGUACAAGAGAAACAGCCAUGAGGAAAAAGAGUUCGGAAGUUUGAUCCAAGAGUUUGGAAGCCAUGCGGUGCUAACCCCAAUAAGCGAGGAAGCAGAAUAAGCAGGAGAGUAGUUUUUCUUAAUCUAGAGGACUAGCCUGUACAACAGCACAUUUAAUCCACUAUACAUUGUUGUCAGGUUUUACUGAUGGGCUGAAUGUAGAUAAAGUGGGUUGAAUUUUGCAGUAAUGUAGGUAAUGAGAAGAAUGCAAAAUAGUCAGUAGUGUUUACUGUGAAGACGCUAAAAAAAUAAAUACAAUUUCAGAUUACAGGUUACAAAGUCAUUUUUAACUACAGUAAAAGUGAGUGUGAGAAUAAAUAAAAGUCAAGACGAUGGAGACUGAAUGUCAAAAUUACCAUUUCAAAGAAUGUAAUAAUAUUUUCUGUCUUUAAUCAAUAGGGUGCUAAGAGUUAAAAUAAGUGAAAGUGAUCUAAGAUUGAGUCCUAAAUCUAACUCAACUACUUCAAGCCUAAAUGUAUAUAUUUAACCAUGAAUAUAAGUAUGUUGUAUUUAUUGCGCUUUUAUGUCCAGAGACAUUUCUGCUUUACAUUUAACUCUUACCUCUCACCUGCCACUUGUUGCCUUUUGGACUGAUGUUUGCUUUUGAAUAGUGAUAAGAUGUGUAACUGUCAAUUGUACUGAAUCGUAAUGUGGUGAUGGAACUUGUGGUUUUAUUUUGGAUUACAUUUUCUUCUCAAUAGAGAUCAAUUUAAGGACAUACAAUCGGUUAUCUUAAUUCCUGUCAACCAGUCAGCAGCCGGCCUUUGAAAUAAACUGAAGAUAUUUAGUAGAUCUGCUUGCAGGAAGUGCUUCUGAGAGAUUACUUUUUUUCUUAGUACUGGGCACUAAUGUACAGAAGCCCUGAGAGGCAAGUGAGAAAAAAAUUCUGGUGAUCCAUUUUCUGAUGUAAAUUGUAUUCUCUCCUGUGUUUAUAAUUUAAGAACAGGUGAAAAAAAGGAUUUGCCAGGGUCAUUCUUUAAGUGUUUGUUGUUGUAAUACUCAUUUCGGCCACAAGAGGCUGAAGUGCCCCAUGUUCUAAAUAGGACUAAAAAUAUUCACAUUUUCUUCCAGGUGAAGUGCUGAUUAAAAUACAUUUCCAAUGAAAAUAAAGACAUGACAGUAAUGCUACAUACCUUGCUAACACACAAUAUCUGUAUGUACCUUGUGUUUAGAGUGCACGGAGGAAUUAAAACUCGCCUGGAAAACUUAUUUUUUUCUCCUCACAGGUGGAAAAAAAAGAUGUAACGAUCCUGUUCUUAAAUCAUAAACACAGGAGAGAAAACAGUUUAGAUCAGACUUAGAAAAUGGAUCACCAGAAUUUUUUUUUUCCACUUACCUCUCAGGGCUUCCGUACUAAUGCAAUUAAUAUUAAUGAUGGGCUAACAAGACUUUCAUGAAGCAUUGAGGCUGUCCAGGCAGUUGUAUUGAAAAUGCGUUCAUUUGCCUUCAAGUGUUCAAUAAGGACACCAGUUGGUCAAAAGACAUCACAGCAGCCAAGUAUAUUGUGUAGUUAAAGAAAACCAACCAACCAAUUACGUCCUGUAAAUGAAACUGCUGAUGUAACAAAUAAAUAUAAAGAAAUAAUGA
This is a messenger RNA of Siniperca chuatsi (mandarin fish), 6381 nucleotides long. RefSeq names its product HMG box domain containing 3 (gene hmgxb3). The transcript is spliced from 20 exons. NCBI's taxonomy places the organism in Eukaryota, Metazoa, Chordata, Actinopteri, Centrarchiformes, Sinipercidae. The record is from RefSeq and is a predicted model, not a curated record. Bases 773 to 4678 code for a protein of 1301 amino acids.